Momordica charantia (bitter melon) is the source of this 2157-nucleotide messenger RNA. RefSeq names its product glutathione hydrolase 3. Gene Ontology annotation, molecular function: glutathione gamma-glutamate hydrolase. The record is from RefSeq and is a predicted model, not a curated record. Gene Ontology annotation, cellular component: plasma membrane. Gene Ontology annotation, biological process: glutathione catabolic process. Lineage: Eukaryota; Viridiplantae; Streptophyta; Magnoliopsida; Cucurbitales; Cucurbitaceae.
UAAGUUUCUUUGCGUUUUUGCAAACGGAAAUUGGAAAAUACCUUGACUCCGAUUCUCUCAUCUCCUCAUCGAGCGGAGUUGGGGAGUAAUCAAUGGAAUCUCCAUUGCUGGGCAGCCAUGGAUCGGAGGACAAGUGGCGUUGCAGGAGAGCGAUUUUUGUUCCGCUCGGAUUACUGGCUACCGUGGUUGUUGGCCAUAUACUUGGAGGUUCCAUAAAUUGCUCAGUAUUUCGUGAAGAAAACAAGCACUUUGAUGGAAUACAUCUCGAAAAUCCCGAAAUUAUUCAGUCAGAGGAAGGAGUUGUUGCUGCUGAUGAUGGCCGCUGCUCUGAAAUCGGGGCAUCGAUUCUUAGGCAGGGAGGGCAUGCCGUUGAUGCUGCUGUAGCAACUGCAUUGUGCCUUGGUGUUGUGUGUUCGCUGUCGAGUGGGAUAGGAGGCGGAGGUUUCAUGCUUGUACGAUCCUCGCCAACUUGGCAGACGAUAGCUUUUGAUUUUCGGGAAACUGCACCCUUGGCUGCUUCUCAGGGUAUGUAUGAAAUCAAUGUGACAGCCAAAAGAUUUGGGCCCUUAUCAAUUGGAGUCCCUGGAGAGAUAGCUGGCCUCCAUGAAGCUUGGUUGAGAUAUGGCCGUUUGCCUUGGAGGUCCUUAAUUGAACCUGCUAUAAAGCUUGCAAAAGAUGGAUUUGCGAUUUCUCAUUUUCUAGGGGAGGGCUUAGUUUCCUGUGCCAACAUAAUCCUGAAUGAUCCUGGCUUGAGACAAGUUUACGCACCAAAUGGUGACCUGUUACAGGUAGGCGACACUUGCUACAACAUUGAACUAGGCAAGAGUUUAGAGGCAGUGGCAGAUCAGGGGCCAGAAGCGUUCUAUAAUGGAAUCAUUGGAGAGAAGUUGGUGAAGGAUGUGAGAGCAAUCGGUGGCAUUUUGUCCAUGGAGGAUUUGAGGAACUACACAGUGGACAUAACUGAAGCAAUCACUACAGAGGCAAUAGGCUACACAGUACAUGGCAUGCCACCUCCUUCAAGUGGAACACUUGGAUUUGCUAUGGUAAUGAAUAUCUUCAAAAGCUAUAAUGAUCCUGCUGCUACUAAAGGAAGUCUUGGCCUACAUCGCCUAAUUGAAGCAUUGAAGCACAUGUUUGCUGAACGAAUGAACUUGGGCGAUCCUCGUUUUUCAAACAUUAACGAUUCUGUCUCCUACAUGCUUAACCCGUCAUUUGCAAAGAAAAUUCAGGAAAAAAUAGUCGACAACACUACUUUCCCUCCAGAUUACUAUUUGUACAGGUGGAGUCAGCUAAGAGAUCAUGGAACCAGUCAUUUUUGCAUUGUAGAUGCAGAGAGAAAUGCUGUAUCGUUGACAACAACUGUAAAUGAGCACUUUGGGGCUGGCAUUCUCUCACCUUCUACUGGAAUCGUUCUCAAUAAUGAGAUGGGGGACUUCUCUAUAGCCACUGAUGUAUCUCCAGAUAAACUCCCUCCAGCUCCAGCCAAUUUUAUCCAGCCAAACAAGAGGCCCCUCUCUUCCAUGACUCCUCUUAUCGUCACAAAGGAUGACCAGUUGAUUGCGGUUAUUGGAGGUAGUGGUGGUAUGAAGAUAAUUCCGGCAGUAAUUCAGGUUUUUCUUAAUUAUUUCUCCCUCGGAUUGCAACCUUUAGCAGCAGUUCAAAGUUCGAGGGUGUAUCAUCAGUUAAUCCCAAAUGUGGUUAGAUAUGAAAAUUUGACAUUCAUGGAUGGGGAUCACGUCGAACUUACAGAGGAAAAGAAGCAAUUUUUGGAAGAGAGGGGUCAUGAAGUGGUAGUUAGUAAUAUAGCAGGAGCCAUGGUUCAGCUCAUAGUUCAAAACUUCAAAGACACCAUUGAUGCAGGUCGAAAGGGAGGAAAGAUACCCAAUAACCAAACCCUUUUUGGUCUCCUUACCGCGGUCAGCGAUCCGAGAAAGAACGGGUUUCCCGCGGCAGUUUAGUUUACUGGCUUCUGUUUUGAAGAACAAUGGGAAGAGAAGCGAAAGCAAAUGCUUUGGCUCUGACAUCAGUUUGUGAUCGACUCCCAUCUGUCUCUGUAAUAUAAUGUUGUCUAUUCUUGUACAUGUACCGAUUUAUAGACCAUGUAAAAUGUUUAUAGUUCGCACAAGAAUAGAAUAAUUGGGCUGUUCUUAAAUUACA